Salvia splendens (bonfire salvia) is the source of this 638-nucleotide messenger RNA. RefSeq lists its product as uncharacterized. Lineage: Eukaryota; Viridiplantae; Streptophyta; Magnoliopsida; Lamiales; Lamiaceae. The transcript is spliced from 2 exons. The coding region runs from base 106 to 483 and encodes 125 amino acids. The record is from RefSeq and is a predicted model, not a curated record.
ACCCUUCAAUAAUAAGCUCAAAAGAAAAGAAAAAAAUGGCAGCAAAAUGCAGUGUUCUUGUUCUUGUUCUUGUUCUCGUAUCGACAUCGAUGUUGAGAAUUGCCGAUGCAAACAAGAACUGGGGCGCAGGUGGUUUCUGGGGCUACAGACCCAGAAACGCGACCAACACAUUGGUCGUUGGCGGAUCCCAAAACUGGCGCUUCGGCUUCAACUACACCGACUGUGUUCAAGUACGACCCGCCGAACGACACCACAUUCCCACACAGUGUUUACCUGCUGCGCGAUUUCCGGAGUUUCCAAAACUGUGAUCUGAGGAGAGCCAAGAAGAUUGGGGAUGUGAAUGAGGGCGGCGGUGGCGGCUUCCUGUUCGUGUUGAAGAGGUGGCAGCCGUACUACUUUGCAUGCGGGCAGCGCGACGGCAUCCACUGCAAAGUUGGGCUUAUGAAAUUCGCAGUGUGGCCGUUGAUCCGCUCCUUCUAUUGAUCCAACACACUAAUAUAAAUUAUUUGUAACAAAGAAUAAGCAUCAUUAAUUGUGUUUUGUGUGCCCUUUUUGCUUUUGUUUCUUUCCCUCCAUUUUGUUGCUCAAGAUUCUUGUUCAAUUUGUAUUCGCCCUAAGAUUCAAUAAAUUUAUCUUCA